AUGCGCGAGAAGAGCCUCGAGCCCAUCGACGUCGAGACGAAGGGCGGUAAGGAUAUGGAAACGCCGGUACCCUCCGCCUACUCUUCCACUGCCGAUCUCUUCGAAACCGGAACCGUCGACCCAGUAUACCAAGCGAAGGCGCGGAUCCUCAAUGCUACGAUGCAGGAGAUGGGUAUGGGGAAGUACCAGUGGUGGCUUUUCGCGAUCGCCGGCUUCGGAUGGUUCGCCGACAGCGUGUGGCCUCUUCUGAGCGGACUGAUCCUGAGCCCCGUCCUCAGUGAAUUCCAGUUCAGCAGCCCUUUCCUCUCACUCGCGCAAAACGUCGGGCUACUCGUCGGAGCGAUCUUCUGGGGACUUGGAUGCGACAUCUGGGGAAGGAGAUGGUCAUUCAACAUCACGCUCUUCCUCGCGGGUGUCUUCGGUCUUGCGGCAGGCGGCGCGCCCAACUUCAUCGCGCUCGCGUCUCUCCUCGCGGUGGUGGGUCUCGGAGUGGGUGGGAACCUCCCAGUGGAUUCCGCGGUCUUCCUCGACUUCGUCCCCGGCUCGCACCAGUACCUCCUCACCAUUCUCUCCAUCUGGUGGUCCGUCGGCCAGCUCGUCGUCGACCUGAUCGCAUGGCCCCUCAUCGCCAACUUCUCCUGCGACCCCUCCGCCCCCGCCGGCACCUGCACCCGCGCGGGCAACAUGGGCUGGCGCUACCUCCUGUUCACCCUUGGGGGCAUGACGCUCCUCCUGUGGGCGAUCCGCUUCUUCGUGUUCCCGCUCGAGGAGUCGCCCCGCUUCCUCAUCGGCCGCGGGCGCGAUGCAGAGGCCGUCGCGGUUGUGCAGCGCGUGGCAAAGUUCAACGGGGUCGAAUGCUCGCUCACGGUCGAGCAGCUGGAACGGGCGGGCGACGCGGCGCUCGAUGCUGCAGGCCAAGACCAGGAUAAGAAGGCGACGCGCGUCUUGAGCGAGAGCUCGGUGUUUACGGGGGAGCACGUCAAGGCUUUGUUCGCAACGCCGAAGCUUGCGUGGUCGACGUCACUGCUUAUUGCUAUUUGGUGUAUCAUUGGUUUGGCUUCGACGCUGUACAACAGUUUCCUGCCUUUCCUCCUAGCUAGCCGCGGCGCAGAAUUCGGCGACAGCUCAUACAACAUCACGUACCGCAACCAAGUCAUCUUGGCCGUGAUCGGCGUCCCCGGUGCGUUCUUCGCCGGGUGGCUCGUCGAGCAGCGCUUCGUCGGCCGCAAGGGCGCGCUGGCCAUCUCCGCGGGGCUCACGGGUGUCUUUUUAUUCGCGUCGACCACCGCGAGGAGCUCCAACGCGCUCCUCGGCUGGAACUGCGGCUACUCGUUCUUCAGCAACAUCAUGUACGGCGUCCUCUACGCCAUCUCGCCCGAGCUCUUCCCCGCCAAGGACCGCGGCACGGGUAACGGGCUCACCGCGACCGCGACGCGCAUCUUCGGCAUCAUUGCCCCCGUGAUCGCGUUGUACGCCAACCUCGAGACCGCGGUGCCCGUCUACGUCUCGGGCGGGCUCAUCAUCGGCUCUGGGGCGCUCGCGCUCCUGCUCCCGUACGAGCCCGCGGCAAGGCCACCAUUUAAGUAG
This is a messenger RNA of Epithele typhae, 1587 nucleotides long. Its product is annotated as MFS general substrate transporter. The record is from RefSeq and is a predicted model, not a curated record. Gene Ontology annotation, molecular function: transmembrane transporter activity. Bases 1 to 1587 code for a protein of 528 amino acids. The transcript is spliced from 11 exons. Gene Ontology annotation, biological process: transmembrane transport. NCBI's taxonomy places the organism in Eukaryota, Fungi, Basidiomycota, Agaricomycetes, Polyporales, Epitheliaceae. Gene Ontology annotation, cellular component: membrane.